GAACUGAUGUGCAAUGGAAUUUGGACCACCGAUGUGCCACAAAGCGUGGCCGGAUUUGCUCUUCUGUGAAUGGACAGCCGGGGAGAGGGGGAGGCUAAACCGGCUGGAGGGCAUGACCCCCAGGUGGAGAGCUGUGGAGGGAUCUGUGGGAGGCGAUGGACUGUCCAGGCAAGGCAGGCCCUGGAGGGAUUCUAGUCGCCCGAGGAGGUCCUAGGCGGCAGGCGGCUGUGAGUACGCCCAUGGAGCAGCUGAGGAUGUCCGGCUCAAUCGCGUCCUACGACCAACUGGUGAAGCAGGUGGAGGCCCUGAAGAAGGAGAACACACAUCUCCGCCGAGAGCUGGAGGACAACUCCAACCACCUCUCCAAGCUGGAAAAUGAGACCUCAGACAUGAAGGAAGUCCUGAAGCAUUUGCAGGGCAAACUGGAACAGGAAGCGAAGGUGAUGGUCUCGUCGGGGCAGAUGGAGGUUCUGGACCAGUUAAAAGCCUUACAGAUGGACAUCACCAGCCUGUACAACCUGAAAUUCCAACCCCCGGCCCUCGUCCCCGAGCCCAUGAUGUGCCAGGGGGACAGCCCAGAGGGCAGCCCUGCCCAUUCAGCCACGCUCCAGAGGAAGGACAGCAUGGGCGAUCUGAGCCGGGCCACCAUCCGCCUCCUGGAGGAGCUGGACCGGGAGAGGUGUUUUCUGCUGAGUGAGAUUGAAAAGGAGGAAAAAGAGAAAUUCUGGUAUUACACGCAACUGCAGAGCCUCUCCAAACGGCUGGACGAGCUCCCUCACGUGGAGACGUUCUCCAUGCAGAUGGACCUGAUCCGCCAGCAACUGGAGUUUGAAGCCCAGCACAUCCGCACGCUCAUGGAGGAGCGUUUUGGGACGACCGAUGAGAUGGUGCAAAGAGCGCAGAUUCGAGCGUCACGGCUGGAACAGAUCGACAAGGAAUUGAUGGAAGCCCAAGACAAAGUGCAGCAGUCCGAGCCCCAGUUCUGCGGGAAAUUGCCGGGCAUGGAAAGGGACGGGAGUCUGGAAGUCCCAACCCAUCCUGAAGAAGCGGGGAAUCACCCCGGCAACAGCAAGGUGGAGGUGGUCUUCUGGCUCCUGUCCAUGCUGGCCACCCGGGACAAAGAAGACAUGUCCCGCACCUUGCUGGCCAUGUCCAGUUCCCAGGAGAGUUGCCUGGCCAUGCGGAAAUCGGGCUGCCUCCCAUUGCUGAUCCAGAUCCUCCACGACACGGACCGGGAACCAGGGGCCUCGGAGAGCCCGGCGGGGCGAGAAGGAGCAGGGAAGGACAGCCGUAUGCGGGCCAACGCCGCCUUGCACAAUAUCAUCUUCUCCCAGCCCGACGAGGGGCAGGCCAAGAAAGAGAUGCGGGUGCUUCAUGUCUUGGAGCAGAUCCGCUCCUACUCAGAGACCUGCUGGGAUUGGCUCAAAAUGCACAGCCCAGAGGGGGCCAAGACGCCAGACAGGGGGACAGCUCCCGUCCCCAUUGAGCCCCAGAUCUGCCAAGCUACCUGUGCCAUCAUGAAGCUCUCCUUCGACGAGGAGUAUCGCCGUGCCAUGAACGAGCUGGGUGGGCUUCAGGCCAUCGCUGAGUUGCUGCAGGUGGACUACGAGAUGCACCGGAUGACCAGCGACCCCCUCAACCUGGCCUUGAGGCGCUACACCGGCAUGGCACUGACCAACCUCACCUUUGGGGACGUGGUCAACAAGGCAACCCUGUGCUCUCGACGGAGAUGCAUGCAAGCUAUUGUGGCGCAGUUGGCAUCCGACAGCGAGGAAUUGCACCAGGUCGUCUCCAGCAUCCUGCGGAACCUCUCUUGGCGCGCCGACAUCAACAGCAAGAAGGUCCUGCGGGAGGUGGGCAGUGUGACGGCACUGAUGCAGUGCGCCUUGCGGGCUGCCAAGGAAUCCACCCUGAAGAGUGUCCUGAGCGCCUUGUGGAACCUGUCAGCUCACAGCACAGAAAACAAAGCCGCCAUCUGCGUGGUGGAAGGCGCCCUCGGCUUCCUCGUCAGCACGCUCACCUACAAGUGCCAGAGCAACUCACUCUCCAUCAUCGAGAGCGGAGGGGGCAUCCUCAGGAAUGUCUCCAGCCUCAUCGCCACCAAAGAAGAUUACCGGCAAGUUCUGCGGGAUCACAGCUGCCUCCAGACCCUGCUCCAGCACCUGAAAUCCCACAGCCUGACCAUCGUCAGCAACGCCUGCGGGACCCUCUGGAACCUCUCUGCCCGCAGCUCCAAGGACCAGGAGCUGCUCUGGGACUUGGGGGCAGUCAGCAUGCUCCGCAAUCUGGUCCACUCCAAGCACAAGAUGAUUGCCAUGGGCAGCGCGGCCGCCCUCCGGAACCUACUGGCCAACCGGCCCCUCAAGUACAAAGACGCCAUGGUGAUCUCGCCGGGAUCCUGCAUGCCCUCGCUUUACAUGAGGAAGCAGAAGGCGCUGGAGGCCGAGCUAGAUGCCAAGCACCUGGCCGAGACCUUCGACACCAUGGAGAAGCAGACCCUGAAAGGCCAAAGCGCCAAGAAGCCGACGAGGCACAUGGACAGCCUGGUGAAGGACUACGCGUCCGACUCGGGCUGCUUCGACGACGACGAGGUACCCAAUGUCUCCAGCGGGGGCGCAGAGACAGGCAAUGCUUCCGUCCUCUCCAUGUUCCUCAACUCUUCCUUCCUCCAAGGCCAGGCACUGCCCAGAGCUAUCGCCCAGCGGAGGGGUCCGGAACCAGAGAAGGACAAGAGCUGCAAGCUUCCCGAAGCCAAGAAGGCCCCCCUGCCGCUCCCCACUGCGGACAACGACGUCUCCAUGGCAGCAGAGAAGUUGGCCAACAAGAUCUCCACCACGGUGGCCAAGAUCGACAAGCUGGUGGAAGAUAUCUCCACCCUCCACACCUCCUCCGACGACAGCUUCAGCCUCAGCUCUGAAGACCACGGCCUGGACUGGCAGUGUGGAUCCGACGAAGUCCACGAGGCCCGAGCACAGUCUUGCUCCCCCUGCCGGCUGUCAGACACGAGCGGGUUCGUCGAGCGAGAAGGCCUGAGUCGGGCUCACACCCUCCUGCGGCUCAAGACGGCCUACACCAGCUUGUCCAACGACAGCCUCAACAGCGGCAGCACCAGCGAUGGCUACUGCACGAAGGAGCACAUGAAGCCGUGCACCAGGACGACUUUCCUGGACUUCAAGGAUGAGCUGCACCGCUAUCAGAAGCGUCCCAGCCGCCUCGACUUGAAGAACAUCUUGAUCAACAGGCCCGAGAAGAUGGAACCGCCUGGAAGAAGGCCCAGUGAGGCGGGGGAAAGAGCAGAGUCCCUUGAGAAGGCCAAGAAAACAGCGGUCUCCCCUGAUGCCGCUGAAAAGGAGUCCUGCUACAAGAAGGACCCCAGCCACAAGCUGGCUUCUGACCCCAAGGUUCACACUAUCAAACUCUCCCCUUCGUACCAGCAUGUUCCCUUCGUGGCAAGUGUAGACAACAGCAGCUCAGCACCCACAGGACUGUCCGGAGCCAUGUCUCACUACCCGGGUCUGUUGGGACAGAAGCAAGACUGGCUGGCCUCCAGAGUGGCGCAGGCAGUAGAAACCCUGAACAAGAUCCCGGAGAAGCUGCCGGUCCCGGUGCUGCCGCCCGCGCCAACGGAGCAAGAGCAGCUGCAGAAAUACUUGGUGGAGGACACGCCCAUUUGCUUCUCCCGGUGCAGUUCUCUCUCCUCGCUGUCCUCCGCUGACAACGGCCUGGAUGGGCAGAGCCACAGCGAGAACGAGAUGGACAGCGACUCCUCGUUGGAGAUCAUCGAGGUAGAGGAGGUUGCUGAGGCGGAAGAAGCUGAAAAAGAAGAGCAGGGCAAGGCGAAAAUGGAGGUGGAAACUGCCCCUCCCAUCUCACAGCCCAUUGCAAUCCCCUUCCCCAAGAAGGAGAAGAUAUUUCUGCGGGGAGUUUCGCCAUCCCGGCACGAAGACUUGACGCCGUCCAGCUCCUCCGAGAACUACAUCCAGGAGACGCCCUUGGUGAUGAGCCGCUGCAGCUCCGUCAGUUCCUUGGGCAGCUUCGAGAGCCCGUCCAUCGCCAGCUCGAUCCAGAGUGAGCCCUGCAGUGAGAUGAUCAGUGGCACCGUCAGUCCCAGCGAGUUGCCCGACAGCCCCGGGCAGACCAUGCCCCCCAGCCGAAGCAAGACGCCUCUGUUUGAGCUGAGUGGCCAGCUGGAGAAGGAGACCAGCCAGUUCAACAUCCAGUGGGAGAACAACGUGAAGAAAUUCAUGGAGAUCACCGACUUCAAGGAGCGUUUCCAGAUGCCCCAGGACCUCGACUCCAUGGUCUACUUCACGGUAGAGAAGCCCAACGAGAACUUCUCGUGCGCCUCCAGCUUGAGCGCGUUGCCCCUUCAUGAACACUACGUCCAAAAGGACGUUGAGCUGAAGCUCCUCCCACCGUUCCCCGACAGGAGUGGCUUGAACUUUGUGAUGCACGAUGAGGAGAGGGCCAGUGAGAGCCAGAGGAAGCCUGAGCGACUGGAGCUGACCUCGGACGAAGACAUUGAGAUUUUGAAGGAGUGCAUCAAUUCGGCCAUGCCCUCCCGUUUCCGGAAGGUUCGGACGUCUCUCGUGUCCGGCCUCCCAGGCCAGGUUUUGAACCCCCAGUCCAAGAAGCCAGUGCAUGUCCCCGUCUACAUGCUGGUCCCUGCGAACUCCCACCUGGGCAUCUCCACACAUCGCUUGGCUCCUGCCCCCAGAACCAACAAGAACUACACUGGCGACGAGGAUUCGUUCACAGACUCAGCGGAAGGAACCCCGGUCAACUUCUCCAGCACAACCUCCCUGAGCGAUGAGACCCUUCAUUACCCAAUGAAGGAGGAGGUGGACUCAAAGCAUUGCUCUGCGAAGCAGAGGGAAAUGACAGGACCCCGGGGAGCAGGGCACAAGAUGGAGGCGAUGCUGCAUGAGCAAGGCAGCCUGCGUCCCGGAAGAAUAACCUCCAGCCACUCAACUCCAACCAAGAUGGUUUCUUCCUAUAAGCACAAGACUGGGUCUAAUCACACCAGCCCUCUUCGUGCAGGCAGGGCUCAGUCUGCCGAGUCUAAGAGAGGCCGCGUUCCUCUCAAGAACCUCGAGCUCACCCUCAUGAGGCAUGGCAGCGGGGGGGCCUGUUCUGAGGGCAGCCAUUCCAGGAAGGGAACGUCUCGGGAGAGCAGUGGCCAUGGCAGUGACAUGGCCUUCCAGUCACUGUGCCACACCACGCCGACUGAGGAGGCCGUCUACUGUUUCUACGAGAACGACUCGGAUGACGUGACACAGCGAGCCGUGAAGAAUUCGCCCAAGCGAAAGGCUGGCGGUUUCGGCAAAGGUCAAAAGAAAGAAUGCCGGGCCAAGAAGGAGCCUGACCGAAGUGCAAGACAGUUGUCCCAGGCGAAAACCAAGAUGGCGGCCAGGCUCUGCAGCAACCUCAUUGUCGAUGAGACUCCGCCGUGCUACUCUCUCAGCUCCUCCGUGAGCUCCCUGAGCGACCUUGAACUCUACGAGCACACAGAGAGGGCAGCACAGCUCUACAGCAGGGCCAACCGCCAGUUGACCUUGAACCGCCGUCAGGAGAUGAAAGCGGCCUUGGCUAAAGGGCGGGACAGCUCUGCCAGUUCCCUCAGCUACAACUCGGAUGACGACCUCUUGCAGAAGUGCAUCGGCAUGGCCGUGCCCAAGAGGAGACGCCACGCGACAAGGAGGAGGAAUGCCGAGAAGGAGAAGAAAGGCUCCAACGUCAAGGAGUGGAAGCCAGAGGUUGUCCCGGAUGAAAUUGCCUCCGAACGAGGGUCGGACCUGGACAGUGUGGAAUGGAAAGCCAUCCAGGAAGGGGCCAACUCCAUCGUGACCUGGCUGCACCAAGCAACCUCGUCCUUCACCAAGGAGCCUUCUUCAGAAUCUGACUCCAUCCUCUCCUUUGUGUCCGGCCUCUCGGUUGGCUCCACUUUGCAGCUGCCUCUGGACCGGAAGGAGAGGAGGCAGGGCAAGAAGGUCCCUGGUGGUCAUCUGGAGAAGAAAGACCACCCCAAGGCCUUCCCGGAGGGGAAGAAGCUGGCGGAAGCCAGAGUCGCAGGCAGCAGGAAUAGCAAGAUGGAGAAAAACCCGGGCCAGCAGAAACCGGUGACCAACUUGCCAGUGGUCUUCCGGGGCAGGACAGUGAUCUACAUGCCCAGCGUGGCCAAAGACCCGCAGAGCCCCAGAUCCACCCCAAAGAAAACGGAACCUGUGGUGAAGCAGGAAGCCCCAGGGAAAACCCUCAGUUUGAACCCACAGAGGUCACGAAGCCUCCACAGGCUGGGAAAGAUCUCCGAAAUGGCGGACCUGACGUUGCCCAAGAGGAGCGCCACCCCACCUGCCCGGAUUAGCAAGCCUCCUUCUUCCGGCUCGUCCAGGACGUCAGCGCCUUCCCAACCCAGCCAGAAGAAGCUCACCUCCCCUUCGCAGCUCAACAAACAGAUCACCUCGCCCCGUGAGGCUGGGAAGGCGAGCGGGAGCUCCACACCCAGCCCCAACCCCAAACCGGUCCAGCGGUCCCCCGUGUCGAAGCAACACAAGACCCAGAAAUCUCCUGUCCGCAUCCCCUUCAUGCAGAAGCCCAACAAGAAGCCUAUGCCGAUGAGAAGCACCAUGCCAGUGCUGGAGGAGCAGGGAGGAAGAGGAGGAGGCAGCAGCGGCAGUGAGGCAAAGCCCAAGAGCAGUGGGGCCAAAAGCGUCCUCCAGAGCAGCCGCCUCAACCUGGUGCGCAUGUCCUCGGCACGGUCCGUGGGCAGCGAGUCAGACCGUUCAGGGUUCCUGCGGCAGCUGACCUUCAUCAAGGAGUCCUCCAGCCUCAUCAUGAGGCACCGGGCAGAGCUGUCCUCUUCCGAGCCCAUCUCCUCCUCACGCUCUCAGGGUGCCUCUCCCCGCAGAAGCAGACUCGGCCUGCCAACCGUCUUCCUCUGCUCGUCCCGGUGCGACGAGCUGAAGGUCAACAAGCCGGCGGGACCGAGCCAAAGGCCCGUGAUCUCUCGGGUGCCUCUGCCUAGCCAGAGAGCCCCACCGGGCAUGAGGCCUCCAAGACGGACCAGUUCGGAGAGCCCUUCCAGGCUUCCCAUGAAGACCAGCCCCGUUGCCUCGGAGUCUUUCAAGCGCUAUCCUUCAUCCCCUCAGAUCAACAUCAUCAAGAGGGCCAGCAGCCCCACACCAACCCCUUCCCCUUGCCCCGAGUCCCUAGGCGGGAGAAAGGGGAGCGAGGAGGCCUCCAGACUGCCUGUCAUCCCUCCUCUGGGGGCGCCGGAGAAACGGGGAGAAGAGCAGCAGCCGGGGACGGUGAAAGGGACGUGGAAAAGGAUCCGGGACGAAGACAUCCCCCACAUUCUGAAAAGCACCCUUCCUUCCACCGCCCUGCCCCUGGUCUGCACCCUGGAGGAAGAAGAGUCCCAGAAGGGCCUCCAGCGGAAGACCAGCGAUGCGGUGGUGCAGACCGAAGACUUCUCCAUGGCCAAGACCAACUCCAGCACUUCCCCAACGCUGGAGGUGCAGGAGGCGCCCAAGAUCCCGCCAGACGGCUGUGAGGCAGACGGCUUCAAGGCCGCGGCGGUGCCCAUCUCCUUUGCCCACGAAGGGCCCGUCGGCUCCCACGGGAACUUCCCCCACAGCCGACACAGCUCCCCCAGCCGGGCCGCCCGGGUGACCCCAUUCAACUACAUCCCAAGCCCCAUGGUGGUGUCGGAGGUCCAUGCGCAGCAGCUGGAGAAGAUGCAGGCCUGAAAACCCACCCGGAUCGCUCUGUGUGUGUGGCCGGGCCGGCAGCACGGAGAUGCUCUUAGCGGCUGCACCAACUCUCGGAGGCAAAGCUGGUGUCCGUUCACUGUUUUUUAAAAAAAUAUUAAUGUAAGAAGAGGAGAGAGGCUUGUCCCGCAUUUCCUUCACGAUUAACUAACUGUUGAGGGAUUCGGGGUGACCUUUAUUUACACGGAGACAUUUCUUGUGAAAGAGACACACAGGAAAACUGGCGAACAGAAUCUAGUCCUUUAAUUUCCUCCUAAUGCUCUGCUUUCUUUCUCUUCCUUUGUUUCCCGCUCUCUCUCUCUCUCUCUCUCUCUCUCUCUUUUUCCUCUCCUGCCUAAUGGAACUUUGUAACAUUUUACCUGGUGGGGGCUGAGACCCCCCCACCCCCCACCCACACAAACACAUGUAUCUUCAGGUGCACAAUGCAACCCAUCUGCAGCAUCCUUCUGUGGGCGUUGGUGCUACCCCAUGUACACUGUUCUUCAGCAGCCUCUCGGGUCGGCCUCCCUGCGCUGACUCCAGCCGGAGAGCGUUUCGUUUUUCUCCACCGUGGCACAGAGGCAUGGAAACCCAGAGUUGUCCUUGUGCAAUACCACCUGGGCCGAAAUGGAUUGGGGAUUGGGGGUCUCCAGACGCCCGUCUCCGGCAAUGACUCCUCUUCGUCUCCAAGGCCGGGGCCACUUCCACAAGGGGACGCUUCGGUGUUGUGGUGUCCCCGUCUCCAAUUUGAAUGGAAAACUAACCCCGGUCUAAAACGGGCAUUCUGUUUUUGAACACGGACGCUUCCCACUGCUCCCUGUCCUGCAUGGGCACCGUCUGCAAGCGAUGCUUCCCGGACUAAGAGAUACUUAUCAAGCUUUCAUCCACUUUCUCUGUUCAGGACUUAACCCAUCAACAGGGUGAAGCUUCUCUUCCGGCCACGCUCCUCUGUACUUACUCCCCAUGGCGCACACAGGAGGUUGCAACCACGUAGACAUGCCCACGGUUGCUCUAGAAGAUAGAGUGCGCUUUUUUAACACCCUGGGGGAAGGAAAGGCCAUGUUGAGGCUUUUGUCCAAAGGUUCCAUCCAGUUUCUGCAGACAGAGGUGCGCCUAGGUCAUUUGGGAGCCUGGGCCUAAAGGCCUUGGGAGGCCCCCCUGCUGCAAGUUAAGCAUCAUUUUUUAACACGUCGGUUCUUGAGGGCACAAACCGCACCACCCAGGACAGACUAAAGAGGAUUUCGGGGGGGCCCCGGGGGGGUGGAGGCCCUGGACUUCAGCCCCGAAGUCCAGGGGUAAGAGCGCCUCUAUCUGCAGACCCCUGGCCAGCCCCAGGACCCCACUGCCCCAUUUUGGAGUACCAACCAAGAACCAGGAAAGGCCAAAAGUCAAUGCUGGAAGGGGCCAGGAAACUUCUCUAGCAUCCAUUGUCCUUGGGGGGAAAUAGCCUUUGUGCAUCUGGAAGGGUCCCAGUUGGGACACUCUGAAUCCAACCAAGAAAAGCAGGGAAGGCAGAGAGUUCAGAAGGGCGCCUUAACGUCAGCUCUGGGCUGCAUGUUUAAUCUCACGUGGGGCCACUAAUACCCAAUAAUGUGUGUAUAUAUAUAUAUAUAAGAUCUCAGCUAAUUUAUUGGGGGUGGGGUGAGAAAGAGAAAGUGAGAAAAGAUGUUUAUCACGGUAAGGAAGAGUCCAGGGCCGAGGGAACACCGGACGCUGGAGCGGAGAGGGUCACGGCCUCUCCGGCGAUGGAGCCCUGGAGCAGCAUGUCGUGUCUUCUAAUUACGGCAUCUCUUAAGGAGUGACUCAUCUGCUCCGCUUCUGCUGGUGCUGGGCAUUCUGGAGACGUUUUCGUAUAUGGCACCAUCUCGCCGCCGUAUUUACCAAAACCAAAAGGAGGGGAGGCAGAUGCUAUGGAGACAUGACGGAUCAUCGGCCAUGAGUCCUAAUCCAGAGGCUGGGGUGGAGGGGGGAGUUGGUUGAGUUGGGGGUGGCAGGUGGCAGACGGGGGGGGCUGUUCCUAGCUUGCCCCGUCCUCUGAGGAGCUCUGGGUGGCAAGCAGCGUCGUUCUCCUCAUGUUAUCUUCACAACAGCCCUGCCAGGUAGGCUAGGCUAAGAGAAACAGCAACUGGCCAGAGGCUGCCUGGCAAGAUUCAUGGCUGAGCAGAGACUGGAGCACACACACACACACCCCCGGCCCGACACUCCCACCACCGCGGUGCCUCGCAGCCAGUGCAAGAGAGCGUGGGCAUGUAGUGAAACCACCACAUUUCAAAACCACUUUCCGCGUGUUCCCUGGGCGUCAAUUCAGUUGUCCUGACAGCAGAGGACGGGAGGUUGUGUGUGCGUUCGUGUGGAGGUGACGUUUGAACUCCUUCCUCCAAGGCCGCACCAGCAAUCUCGGCCGAGGGGGUCUCUGUAUGUGUUUGUAAAGCAGCGAGGUGCUCCUCCGUUUAUGCAGCUGUCCUCUCAAAGGCACACAUCUGGGCGCCCCCUUCCGGCCCUGAAGCUUGUAACCUCACCCUCCCUCCUCCUUGAGCUCAUUAUUAAAGUAAAUCCAAGGAAACCAAG
Molecule: messenger RNA, 10316 nt
Organism: Hemicordylus capensis (graceful crag lizard)
Lineage: Eukaryota; Metazoa; Chordata; Lepidosauria; Squamata; Cordylidae
Gene: APC2
Product: APC regulator of WNT signaling pathway 2
Exons: 15
Coding region: 156-7748 (2530 amino acids)
Biological process (GO): regulation of cell differentiation; negative regulation of microtubule depolymerization; negative regulation of canonical Wnt signaling pathway
Cellular component (GO): cytoplasmic microtubule; beta-catenin destruction complex; catenin complex
Molecular function (GO): microtubule binding; beta-catenin binding; gamma-catenin binding
Source: RefSeq, a predicted model, not a curated record